Messenger RNA from Eupeodes corollae, 3665 nucleotides. Its product is annotated as fibrous sheath-interacting protein 2. The record is from RefSeq and is a predicted model, not a curated record. The transcript is spliced from 8 exons. Lineage: Eukaryota; Metazoa; Arthropoda; Insecta; Diptera; Syrphidae. The coding region runs from base 96 to 2141 and encodes 681 amino acids.
AAAAGAAAUAAUUUUUUGUUUUCACUAGAUUCGUCUUUAAAAGCAAAAGUUAUUUAUUUUGUUUUUAAUUUUGUUUAUUUUUUUUAUUAUUUAAAAUGUCUUCAAAAAGCCUCCCCAUCGACAGUAUGGAAAAGUGGGCAAUAGUUCUGGGUCUGCCACACCAAAGCGCAUACAAUGCUUUGCCCAAAGUUGAUCGUCCAUUAGGUCUUCCGAUAAAUGCUUUGCCAGGUUGGGAAUCAAUUCCUCUUCAUUCGAAGCUGCCUAUGUUAAAAUGUCCCAACAAUCAAGUUAUAUUCUCAAAGAAUAAAAUUGGGAGAUCUAAGAAACAAUUUCAGCAUGAAAACUCAAAGCGUGAUUUUGAUUCAGUUUGUUUGAAUGCAAAAAUGGAUUACAAUCCUUUACAUGACCCUCACUUGGGAAGAUUCUAUUCAAAUGAAAAACUUUUGAAACGCCUUCGACAAAAUGGUGAGAUUACUGAAAGCAAUGAUGUCAUUUGCACUUUGAAGGAAUUCAAUGAACAUCGAAUAUCAUUGCAUGAAACUUAUAUUUCAUUUAUUCGAACUGAGCGAAAGAAAAUUGACGAAGAACUACAAGAUGUUCAUUUGAUAUCACAUGCUGAAAAAAUCGCUGACCAAGAGAAUACAAGUUCAAAAAUUGCAAAUUGUUAUGGAGAUGUUUUAAGACGAAAAGCAGAACUUUCGAAACAACGUGCUCAAAGAAAUCAAACGAUGCUUAAGCGAAUCUAUCAGAAGGAACUGAAAAUUAAAUCACAAAGGACAAUGGAAGCAGAGGUGUUGAGACAUAAAAAAGAAUUGAAUAACUUUCGAAUUACACAUAUUUUAAAUGCUGCUAUUGAUUUACAAAGAAAACGUCGUAUUGCAUUGAAAAAACAUUUGCAACAUAAAUCGGAUAUGGUUAACAAUAAUAUAAAAUUAACAAAGGAGAAAGAAAAACAAUUAGCUAAGGAAAAGGCUGAGAUUUCGUGGAUGAAGCAUUUGAAAGAAAGAAUUAUGAAGCAUGAGAAAUUCAAACAGAUAAUCAAAGAUAAUGAUAAAGACAUAAGGGACUGGGUUGCUAAUCACAUGGCUCAAUAUAAACAUAAAUGGUUUGACUUGGAACAACAGCUUAAAAACAGGUGCAGUCGUAAAAAAGGCACAAAAAAAAAGAUUCAAAAAAGAAAAAUAAUGCUAAAGAAAAUAAGAGAAUCCCUGGUUAAAACACAAAGGGAUCAUUUAAAGAGUUUAACAUCUGAAGACAUUCGUGAUGCCAUCCAUACGGCAAUCGAUAUAAAAAAUCCCCAUAAACGAAAGCAGUACGAUACAGAUGAUUAUAUUUACAAGGCAGCCAAAUAUAUUUUAGAAGAAGUUCUAGCCAAUUUCAACAAAGAUCUAAGCGACGAAAAGGACGUAGCAGAUGUGAUUUCUGCUCGUAUAAGUCGCUUGUUUACUGAAGUUAAACAAUAUGUCUUAAAGAGAGCAAUCCAUAUUAUCACAACUGAUACUACAAGUGCUGAACAGAAAAAGACGAGUUUCAACUCAGCACGAAAUCACAGGAGAUACUCUUUGGGCAAAGGGGUAUCUUUUAACAGUAUUUCGAUCCUAAUUGGAACCGGAAGUUAUGCUUUGGGUGAGGAUAUUAAAUUUACAUCCGAGAGACUUCCAACUCCAGCGGGUUCCCUGACUUCAGUUAUCAUUGACGCAGACGAUGAUGAUGAAAGUUCUGACGACACGAACGAUAAACAAAGAAAAACUCUCCAUUAUUUGUCUAGAGGUGAAAGAAUUUUCAUAGAACAUUUAUACAUAAAAUUCAAAAGGGAGCUUAUUGUUGGUGUUGGGAAGCAGGUUUUGACAGCAAUUGAAUUACACAAAAAGAAUAAGAUUCUAAAAGUGAGGAAGAAGUUACAAGACAUUGACAAGAAUUUCCUUGUGAAACUUAUGACUCGUUCAAUUCUAAGCUUUGCAGUGAAUAAUUGCAAUUUUCAUUCAUAUUCGUUACUAUGUCAAUAUUCAUUGGCAGGAGAUAUAAUAUUAUUCCUGCAGACGAAUGUACUGAAACCUAAACGUGAUCCAAGGGUUAUUGCACAGCCACAUACUAGAUGCGUUUCUGCUUUAGCACCACCAUUUUCAACAUAUUAUAAAUAAUGUUGACUAAAACUCAUGCAGAUAUUUUAUAGUACUUACAGCUUAUUGGGUAUAAUUUUAAAAAUUUUAAAACACUUGUAAUUUACACACUAAAUAACAAACGUGUAGUUUGAAAAAUUUACCAAUUCUCAAGUCACAACAAAAUAAAAUUUAAGAAGUUAUGCACUUCUGUCAGUGGUGCUGUCAGUGAAAUUGACGUUUUGUUUUUAUGUUUUGUUCGUAAUGCCCACGUGAAAAGAGAGGAACAGCGAAAAAUGGAACUGAAGUUUAUUAAACCAGAGUUCGCACUGCUCUUUGUGUUGGUAAACAAUUACUGCUUCCGUUGACAUUUUUAGUGUCGAAAAUAUAAAAUAGCUUUUUCAAGAGACUUACUUAUGUGAAUUAUAAAGUCUUAAAUCAUAAUCUACUCUACUUACUUAAACAAUGACCCUGUGUUUUUUCUGCGAAUACACGGUUGGCCGCAUCUCUUAAACCGAAAACGAAUCUCAAAUAUAAAUGCCAGAAAUUUUAGAUGAACCUUAUGAUUUAACUAUGCCAGUCCAGUCUUUAUACAAAUUUGGCAUUACCGUCUUCAACAUAUUACUUAAAAUUCUGUUGAUAUAGUUGGUAAUUGAUGUCUUGAGGGAUGCAAUAUCUCUAGGCUUAUCUUCAUUUUUCUUUUAAGAUGUGGCAAUAAACAAAAAUCGGUCGGAGAUUAAUGGGGAUUGCGUGGAGGCCAUGCAAAGUCUAAGGUUUUCGGCUCUUAACUUUAUGUUUUAAACUUAACGGAAGCAGUAAUUGUUUGCCAACACAAAGAGCAGUCCGAAUUCUGGUUUAAUAAACUUCAGUUCAAUUUUUUGCUGUUCCUCUCUUUUCACGUGCGCAUUACGAACAAAACUUAACUGUAAACUUCUUCUUCAAAACAUCGAAAUUAAAGCAGUAAACUGACACAUUUUCUAUUAACAUUGGUUUGAUUCGAUUUCCUAAACUUGUAAAAUUUUAGUUCAAAUUUGUUUUUACUAAAUACACUUACAAUCCUAAAGAAAAGGUUGUGCUUGUUCGAUUAACUUAUUUAGUAAAAACAGCUGCCAAUUGUAUAAGAAUUCAUUAUUAAUGAAAACAAUUUUUCAAAAAAAAUAUUACUUAGCUAGAUCAAAAAUGUGCACAUUUCUAUUAAAACUGCAUAAUGAAUAUAGUUUUGAUAUUAAUGCAAAAAAGUAGAAUCUCAUAAUGAAAUCAAUUUAUUUUGCCCAAUAAAAGCAAACAAAGAAACAGCCAGGGCUUUAAAGGUUUGUUUUUUAUUUUUUUGAACAAGUUGUCCAAUGAAAAACCCUAUUGACGAAAAAUUCAAUUCAAUUUUUUAUAAGACUUGCGAAAUGAUAAACUAUUCAAAAUAUAUUUUUGUUGUAAAUUUAAAUAUGUCGUUGGUGUCAAAUGUAAAUUAUUCCAAUGAAUUCAUUAUUUGAAAAUCUGCAUUUUAACAGCUUUAAAUUAUAAAUAUAUUGAUUAUUUUACCAAUAAAAAACAAUUUAAACACGGAAGUGA